CUCUUCCCCUCUGCCCUCUCCUCCCUUCCCCUCUCCCCCCUGCUCUCUGCCCUCUCCUCUCUCCUCCCUUCCCCUCUGCCCUCCUCCCUUCCCCUCUGCCCUCCUCCCUUCCCCUCUGCCCUCUCCUCCCUUCCCCUCUGCCCUCUCCUCCCUUCCCCUCUGCCCUCUCCUCCCUUCCCCUCUCCCCUCCUCCCUUCCCCUCUGCCCUCUCCUCCCUUCCCCUCUCCUCUCUCCUCCCUUCCCCUCUGCCCUCCUCCCUUCCCCUCUGCCCUCUCCUCCCUUCCCCUCUGCCCUCUCCUCCCUUCCCCUCUGCCCUCUCCUCCCUUCCCCUCUCCCCUCCUCCCUUCCCCUCUCCCCUCUCCUCCCUUCCCCUCUGCCCUCUCCUCCCUUCCCCUCUCCCCUCUCCUCACUUCCCCUCUCCCCCCUGCCCUCUGCCCUUCUUCCGCAGAGCCCUUUGUGCCUUAGCGCUUCACUUUCUCUCUUCCUGACAAGACCCUCUUAGGUGAGGUGACACACUCGUUUCUUUAGUCCUUAAGAGGACCGCCACUCUCUGUGCCAAUUUCCACAGAAAACUUGGUUUCUCUUGCACCCAACUACCCUUUGAGUUGUCUGCCUCACUUUGCUACACCCUUUCUCCUUAAUUUUGCCCCGCUGCUCUUUACAGGGAAACCCUGGUGGCUUAGUGGCUUAGUGAUAUGGCUACUAACCAAAAGGUUGGCAGUUUGAACCCACCAGGCGCUCCUUGGAAACUCUAUGGUGGGGUUCUACUCUGUCCUAUAGGGUCCCUGAGUCGGAAUCAAUUUGAUGACAACAGGUUUGGGUUUGGUUUGGACUUUCCGGCCCCAGUGCCUCCUGUUCUCACAGGGGUGAUGGUUUCUUCUGACACAGGACUCGUGGGGGCUAGGUAUACAGUGGUGCCCAUGUAUACACGGCAUGUAGCUGGAUUACACAGUUGAGGGGCCUCCCUGCACCUCAUGUCUUCAGGAUGGCAACACAAGAUCUUCACUGUUUUCUCAACGUCUUUUUAUUGCUUUCCCAAGGUUUCGUACAAGUUCUAAAGUCACGUUUGGUCAAAUGUCGCGUAUAGAUCAGGAGGAGGCCACAUAGAGGGAUUUUCCUCAUGGAGUCACGUGGCAUGUACUUUUUUAGUUUGAAUAUGUUGCUGUUUAUCUUCCAGAGUGAUUUUUCUCCCUCUCCUCCUGCUGCAAUGCCGUCUUUCCUGAGCUGAGACAUCGCUCUUGUCUGCGUUUUGUGUUGCUCUCUUAUCUGUCUCCGGCUGCAGUUGCCAUUUUGAUGACACCUUGGGAGAUGCACCUGAUUGCUUUUCUUGCUGCAUGUGACUCUGCUGGGGCCGGGCUGCGUCUUCUGCCUUAGCCAGAGUCUGUCAGCGAGUGGGUACAAAACAGCCGCCGAGAAACUCCUCUGUGCGCCUUGGGUUCUGGUCAGGUGUGAGGCGUUAGGAAGUACUGCCUCGGGGAGAGAAGCAGAGGGAUGAAGAGGCUUUUACUAAGUGAGUUUCAAACUUAGUAAAAGAGGAUGAGGACAAGAUCCCGUUAUCUCCAGGUUGAACCCCAGCCAUCUAGCAAAGGCAUCGCAUCUGGACUCAGCUGUUUGCUCUUUAUGGACACUAUCAGUUAUUCUGGUAUCUGACCCAACAGUAAAUAAGUAUAGACUUCACAAAGGAAAGUAAAAAUGGCGUGGGAGCAGUGUCUGACCUUCAACCCCACAAGGUGGAAGGAGGACCAAGAUCGACAGCACAAGGCUGACCCCCAUGAGGUGGAGGCCAGACAAGCCCCGUUUCCACCAUCUUUACUAAUUCUGACACCAGCUGUCCCUCACACAGCACUCUCUACUUCUCUGCUGGGUUCAAUAAUUCGUUGCAACAGCCCCACAGAACUCACAGACCAUACUCAAGAUUAUAGUGUUAUUAGGGAAGUAACAGUUACAAUUCAGGCUCGGGAACACUCACGGAUAUAGUUCUUCCGUCAGGAUAGCCUCUUCCCAGCCCAGCUUUUAGGCACACCUCUCCCUGGGCCUAGGCCUCUGCCCAGAGGCGCUCAGCUUUCUCUCUCCAUGGGCUGGGAAGCCUGCCACACCGUCUCCUGCUGCCGGGUAUUUCCUGCCACCUCUUCUCACCGUCUUCAGGGUUAGAGCUUUCUCUCUCUGUCUCCUGCUUUCAGGAACUUCUCAGCGCAUGAAUCCUGGGUCCAAAGGAUGCACUCUCUGUUCCUGGCUGUCUGUCCUUGGUGGCGAUAGGAUUCCUCUCUUUGCUCUGGAAUUGGCUCUCUUUUAAGGCGGAACUAACCAAUCCCCUUGGUAGGCUACAAUUACCCUGUCACACAGUCCCACCCAGUCACUUGGGUGGGAGUUACAAGACCAUGGCUGGAAAGGCUACACGCAAAAGUAAUUAAUCCACCGCACUAAUACACUUUUCUUUUGGACAGAUCUCAAGGCCAGAGAAUGGCAGGUGAACAGAAACCCUCAAGUAACCUCCUGGAACAGUUUAUUUUACUAGCCAAAGGUACCAGUGGCUCAGCCCUUACUGCUCUCAUAAGCCAAGUCUUGGAGGCGCCUGGAGUGUAUGUCUUUGGAGAACUGCUGGAGCUGGCUAACGUGCAGGAGCUCGCAGAAGGAGCUAAUGCUGCUUAUUUGCAGCUGCUGAACCUGUUUGCCUAUGGAACAUACCCAGAUUACAUAGCCAACAAGGAGAGCCUGCCAGAACUGAGCACAGCUCAGCAGAACAAGCUGAAGCAUCUCACCAUCGUGAGCUUGGCCUCCAGGAUGAAGUGUAUCCCCUACUCCGUGCUGCUGAAGGACCUGGAGAUGCGGAAUCUCCGGGAGCUAGAAGACCUCAUCAUCGAGGCUGUCUACACUGACAUCAUCCAGGGCAAGCUGGACCAGCGAAACCAGCUGCUGGAAGUGGAUUUCUGCAUUGGCCGUGAUAUCCGCAAGAAGGACAUCAACAACAUCGUCAAGACCCUGCACGAGUGGUGUGAUGGCUGUGAAGCAGUUCUGCUGGGCAUCGAGCAGCAAGUACUGAGAGCCAACCAGUACAAAGAGAACCACAACCGCACACAGCAGCAGGUGGAGACAGAGAGGCUGACGAGGGAGCGCUGUCUCGUGAAUUUGGCGAGUGGGAGUUUUCCUUGGUUACCAACAUCAAGAAGACACUCAAAGCCACUGCGUCCUCUUCAGCUCAGGAGAUGGAGCAACAGUUGGCUGAACGGGAGUGUCCCCCUCAUGCUGAGCAGAGGCAGCCCACCAAGAAGAUGUCUAAAGUCAAAGGUCUGGUCUCUAGCCGCCACUAGGGCUGGCUGGGGCAGCUGGCACUCACCAGGCCUGGGUCAGGUGGGGAAGGGACACUGAGGGCCUAUUUCCUCCCCUCUCUACCUUCAGUGAGUUCCAGACCUGCCCGUGCCCUCACCAGCGCCUCCCCCCUGUUGGUACUGUUUCAGAAACACCAUGACUCCUUUCCCUUCCCCACUUCCUCAUUUCCCUCUUUGUUCCCUUCAGACUCAGGGGCUCCACUGAUGCCAUCCUGCAGGGUCAGACACUGCCCAGCUUCCCUUGAGGAGGUUCUUACCUCUGUUCAAGGGUUUGCUCCCUCCAAGUUUCCCUUUUGCUCCAUGCAGUGGUCAUGUCAUUUUGCCAGGCUGGUCCUAAGCUGGAGGCAGCUUUACCUGGCCUACAGGGAUGACUGAAGGUGGCCUCUCUGAUGAGGAGGGAGGUGGGCCUUUUCCAGCUCCAUGUACCACAGAACCCACAAUGGUGCAGGCCAUCUCUAGCCAGGUAUCAAAUGCUUUGUGUCCCUUUUCCUGCCUCACCCCUGGUUGGCAGCUCUGAUUCAGGCCAUGGAGGGAUGUGACGCUGGGCUAUGUUUACUAAACCUGCGGGUUUGCAGCCUCUUAAGCCCAGCUCCAGUCUCAUUAGUUGGGAGUGCUGGUCUGACUAACCUCUGGUAUCUGAGCACAAACAGAGGGUGCUGUGGGUCUGCUGAGUGGCAGAAGUGGUUUCUUCCAGCUUGAUGUUCUCUGCUGGCCGCUCUUCCUGCUGCCUGUGACUACAGACUUGUUUUCGGUGUGCAGGCCCCAGUAGCACAUGGGGCCAUCUGCCAGCAUGAGCUCUUACCAGACCUGUGACCUCCCAGCUGUGCCAGCGGUGGGCACGGUGGUGCCGAGGCCCCUCUGUCUGGCGAAGGACCUGUUGCUGCUUCUGUCUCUUCUUUCUGCCCCUCCUUGGCUGGUGACCCAGAGCCCUCUGAUGAUGGCACUCUCCUGGCAAGAGAAAAGGACUUGACUAGCCUUUCUGAACUUGAACAGUUGCAGGUUAUAUUUUAAUUUUUUUUGUACAGGUUCUGAUUCUAAUACAUUUCAAUGUGCGUUUUUUUC
Molecule: messenger RNA, 4388 nt
Organism: Loxodonta africana (African savanna elephant)
Lineage: Eukaryota; Metazoa; Chordata; Mammalia; Proboscidea; Elephantidae
Gene: COPS7B
Product: COP9 signalosome subunit 7B
Exons: 8
Coding region: 2461-3366 (301 amino acids)
Biological process (GO): COP9 signalosome assembly
Cellular component (GO): COP9 signalosome
Source: RefSeq, a predicted model, not a curated record